This is a messenger RNA of Lycium barbarum (goji berry), 1670 nucleotides long. Its product is annotated as ethylene-responsive transcription factor ERF037-like. Gene Ontology annotation, molecular function: DNA-binding transcription factor activity; DNA binding. The record is from RefSeq and is a predicted model, not a curated record. Gene Ontology annotation, biological process: regulation of DNA-templated transcription. NCBI's taxonomy places the organism in Eukaryota, Viridiplantae, Streptophyta, Magnoliopsida, Solanales, Solanaceae. Bases 286 to 1461 code for a protein of 391 amino acids. The transcript has a single exon.
AUUUCAAGAAAAGAACUCUCUUGCAGCUCUGUCCCAGCUCUUACUAUAUAUAAACCAGCCUUCACUUACAAAAAAAAUCAAUUCUCUCUCUCUGAUCUCUUCUCUUCACUAAAAAAAUAGUACUUCAUCAUUUCUCAACAUCUCUGUAUAAACACACAUCUUUAUAAUUUACAACAACUACACUGCGUAUCAGCGUUUGUUGAAGUUACCACAACUGCCUACAAAACACAGAGCAAAAACAAGUGGAAGAAAACUUCAAGAAAAGGCAUUUUUCAUACAUUAACAAUGUCUUUAGAGCUACCAAAUUAUUCAGAAACUGAAUCUAUGUGCAACUCUUCAUGUUCACCUUCAUCUGUUAUUCUUCAUCAUCCACUUCCACAAAUCAACUCAAAAAAUCGACUCAAAAGAUGUGGAGAUGAACAAGAAGAAAACAACGAUGAUGGCAAUAUAGUAAAUUGCAAGAAAAAUGGUGGCAAAACUAAUAGUAAUGAUGGGAAACAUCCAUCUUACGUUGGUGUUAGAAUGCGCGCGUGGGGUAAAUGGGUGUCUGAAAUUCGUGAACCAAAGAAGAAAUCUCGUAUUUGGUUAGGCACUUUCGCCACGCCCGAAAUGGCGGCGCGUGCACACGACGUUGCUGCUAUGUCUAUUAAAGGAAACUCAGCUAUACUUAAUUUCCCACAAUUUGCCGAUUUAUUGCCAAGACCUGUCACGUGCUCCCCACGUGACGUUCAAGCUGCUGCUGUUAAAGCUGCUCAUAUGGAACAUCUCAUUCCAAACUCAUCGGAAUCUUCGCCCGACGUGUCGAUGACGUCAUCAUCGUCGUCGUUGGUUUCGGGCAUUUCCUCGUCCUACGGCGACGAGGAGUCGACACUGCAGCCAGAGGCAGCGGAAUCGAUGACGUCAUCCUCGUCGUCGACAGACAAGAACAACAAUAGCAUGCUCAAUGUAGUCCCACAAGUGGAGUGUGGAGAGAAUAAGAUGUAUGCUCACCUUACUCCUACUUUUGUGGGGCCGUCAUCCUCGUCGUCAGACAUUUCCUCGUUGUCAACAAACAAGGACAACAAUAACAUAGCUAAUAUAGUUCCACAAGUGGACUCUGAAGAGAAUAGAAUGUACGCAGACCUUACUCCUAUCUUUGUGGGGACGUCAUGCUCGUCGUCGCUGUCAUUAAUUUCGGGCAUUACCUCUUCAUGUGACGAGGAGUUGACGGGGCCGCAGGUUACUGCGGCGCCGCAACAGGAGGAGCUGAGCGAGAUAGUGGAGCUACCAAGACUCGGUACUAGUUACGACUCAGUUGAGUCAACUCAGGAAGUGCUGAGUUUGUUCGAGUCAGAUGGAUGGUGGGACUAUGGAAACUGUGAAUAUUUUUUUGGUGAAGAGAAUAAUAUUAGUAGUAUGGGAUUUACAGGAUUAGAAGCUGUGGUAUCAAGCAGUUUUGAGAGUUUUUUAUGGCAACAUUAGAAUAAAAAAUGGUGUGUUCUUUUCUUUUUUGCUAAUCUUAUUUUUAUUUUAAUUAGUUUAUACUUUUGCUUUGAUUUAGGUAUACUAUUGAUCAAAGGGAUGAACUUUAUACGUUUCUUGCAUCUCAAGCAGUACUUUUUGCCAGUUUGCUAUGGCAUUUUACAGCUAUUGAUAUUCUUUAUGAUAUGGUGAAAAAGACUAUUGGAUAA